This is a messenger RNA of Canis lupus familiaris (dog), 1009 nucleotides long. RefSeq names its product keratin-associated protein 10-12-like. The record is from RefSeq and is a predicted model, not a curated record. The coding region runs from base 40 to 759 and encodes 239 amino acids. Gene Ontology annotation, cellular component: keratin filament. Lineage: Eukaryota; Metazoa; Chordata; Mammalia; Carnivora; Canidae. The transcript has a single exon.
CCCACACACUCACCCACACCCCGCCCCAGCACCCACACCAUGGCCGCCUCCACCCUGUCCGUCUGCUCCAGCGACCUGAGCUAUGACAGCCGCGUCUGCCUGCCCGGCUCCGGCGACUCCUGCCCCGACUCCCCCUGGCAGGUGGACGACUGUCCCGAGAGCUACUGCGAGCCCCCCUGCUGCGCCCCGGCCUCCUGCCUGACCCUCCUCUGCACCCCUGCAAGCUGCGGGUCCAGCUCCUGCCCACCAGCCUGCCCCGGCUCCUGCCAGCCCUCGUGCGGCAGCUGCUCCCCCUGCCAGGAGGGCUGCUGUGUGUCUGUCUGCUGCAAGCCCGUGUGCUGCACCCCCGUCUGCUGCAAGCCCAUCUGCUGCACCCCUGUCUGCUGCAAGCCCGUCUGCUGUGAGGCCUCCCCUUGCUCAGCCUCCCCCUGCUGCCAGCAGUCUAGCUGCCAGCCCUCCUGCGGCAGCUGCUCCCCCUGCCAGGAGGGCUGCUGUGUGUCUGUCUGCUGCAAGCCUGUGUGCUGUACCCCUGUCUGCUGCAAGCCGGUGUGCUGCACCCCUGUCUGCUGCAAACCCGUCUGCUGCCAGGCCUCCCCCUGCUGCCAGCCCAGCCCCUGCAGACCCUCUUCCUGCGUGUCCCUCCUCUGCCGCCCCGUGUGCAGGCCCGCCUGCUGCUCAUCCUCUUCCCCUUGCCAGUCCAGCUGCUGCCGCCAGGCCUCCAGCAUAUCCCUGCUGUGCCGUCCCAUGUGCUCCCGCUGAUGGGAUACGUGCCCCCGGGGCGCUGGGCUCAGGCCCCACCCAGCCCUCACCUGUGCUAGGUAGCUGCCCCUACCCAUGAUGGGGUGCCCCUACCCAUGAUGGGGUCCCCCUGGCUGUCCAGUCUCCUGAGCUGACUUCACCUCUUCCCUCCUAAGAACGCUGACCCUGCGGCUCUCCGGGGCUCCUGCUCCCGGGACGCACCUCCACCUGCCCUGGGUCACCUGCCUUCCCUCCCAGUUCCUCAGCUCGG